AUGCAUCUCCUUACGCUUCACGAAUAUCCUUGCCUCUGUUUCUACGCGGUGCUUCUUGUUGGAAGCUUGAUAAUCUUGAUUCGGCGCUACCGUAAUAUAGAAUCAACGGCUAAUAUUCCCCCAGGUAGUCAAGGGUUACCGUUGAUCGGAGAGACCAUGCAAUUCAUGGCAGCUAUUAACAGUGGCAAAGGCUUCUAUGACUUUGUUCGAGUUCGUCGUAUUAGGUAUGGGAAUUGUUUUAAGACGAACAUAUUUGGGAAGACUAAUGUAUUUGUUUCAAGCACUGAGUCAGCAAAGGUGAUCCUAAACAAUGACUUGGGGAAAUUCACAAAGGGAUACAUAAGGUCAAUUGCUGAACUUGUGGGGGAUCAAAGCCUGCUAUGUGCUUCUCCCCAACAGCAUAAAUUGAUUCGUAGUCGUUUGACUAACUUGUUCUCGUCAAGUUCUAUAUCUUUGCUUAUCAAACAGUUUGAUGAACUGAUCAUGGGAACUCUUCAAGCUUGGGAACAUAGAGGCACAGUGGUGGUUCUGAAUGAAGUUCUAAAGAUAACUUUUGGAGCAAUGUGCAAAAUGUUGAUGAAAAUAGAGAGUGGAGAAGAACUAGAGACGCUGGAGAAGGAUGUAGCAUACGUUUAUGAAGCGAUGCUAGCAUUCCCUCUUAAGUUACCCUGGACCAGAUUCUACAAAGGCCUUGAGGCGCGAAAAAGAAUUAUGAGGACAUUGGAGAAAAUGAUUACUCUAAGGAGAAGAGGCUUAGAAGCCAAUCAUGAAGAUUUUCUGCAGUACCUUUUGACAGAGGAUGAUGAAACCCUGAGACUAACAGAUGCAGAGAUACAAGAUAACAUUUUGACCAUGAUAAUUGCAGGUCAAGAUACGACAGCAAGUGCAAUCACAUGGAUGGUCAAGUACCUGGGUGAAGACCAGAAGGUCUUAAACACACUUAAGGCUGAACAACUUCACCUUGUAGAAAAAAGAUCAUCAAAGUCAUUUCUUACUCUGGAAGAUCUUAACCAGAUGCCAUAUGCUUCUAAGGUAGUUAAGGAAUCCUUAAGAAUGGCAGCUAUAGUACCAUGGUUUCCGAGACAAGCACUCCAGGAUUGUGAGAUAGAAGGAUAUAAGAUAAGGAAAGGGUGGACUGUUAAUGUUGAUGCUAGAUCAAUACACCUUGAUCCUAUUAACUACAAUGAUCCCAACGAGUUCAAUCCUUCAAGGUUUGAUGAUGAGUCAAAACCAUACAGUUUCUUAGCUUUUGGAAUGGGAGGGAGGACAUGCCUGGGAAUGAACAUGGCUAAGGCCAUGAUGCUAGUCUUCCUUCACCGGCUUAUCACCACUUACAAGUGGGAGGUGAUUGAUUCUGAUUCAAGUAUUGAGAAGUGGACACUUUUUUCAAGAUUAAAGAGCGGCUGUCCAAUACAGGUGACACGUAUUACGACAAAUUAAGCGACUUUAUAACUAUAAACAAAAUUCCGUGGCACCUUUCAUAUAUACGGAAUUCAAAAGAAUUUUGUUGGUUUAAGCCACUCAAAAGGGAUGAUUGACAAUUAAGGAUUUUCAGUGCAUAGAUUAUUGGGUAGUUAAGGCUGGGAUUAGGCAGGGUUUUACCUAAUUCUUACCAGUCAUUGUAUUGAGUUUGGUCUGGAACUGUGACAUGUAUAAAUGGUAAAGGCCAAGGUCAAAAGUAGUCGGGUAGUUUUAAUUUAGAAUUAUAAGGUAUUUGGUUUGGCUCUACCCGAUAUUAAAUUUAUCAUUGCAAGUAUAAGACAAUAGUACUAAUUAAGAGAAUGUAAAAACAUUAUUAUUAUUAAUCUUU
Molecule: messenger RNA, 1810 nt
Organism: Pistacia vera
Lineage: Eukaryota; Viridiplantae; Streptophyta; Magnoliopsida; Sapindales; Anacardiaceae
Product: abscisic acid 8'-hydroxylase 4
Exons: 10
Coding region: 1-1440 (479 amino acids)
Biological process (GO): brassinosteroid biosynthetic process; sterol metabolic process; brassinosteroid homeostasis
Molecular function (GO): iron ion binding; oxidoreductase activity, acting on paired donors, with incorporation or reduction of molecular oxygen; heme binding
Source: RefSeq, a predicted model, not a curated record